Molecule: messenger RNA, 2776 nt
Organism: Antechinus flavipes (yellow-footed antechinus)
Lineage: Eukaryota; Metazoa; Chordata; Mammalia; Dasyuromorphia; Dasyuridae
Gene: SGMS1
Product: sphingomyelin synthase 1
Exons: 9
Coding region: 701-1936 (411 amino acids)
Biological process (GO): sphingomyelin biosynthetic process; ceramide biosynthetic process
Cellular component (GO): Golgi membrane; endoplasmic reticulum membrane
Molecular function (GO): ceramide cholinephosphotransferase activity; protein binding; sphingomyelin synthase activity
Source: RefSeq, a predicted model, not a curated record
GAGGAGGAGGAGGAGGGGGUGGAAGAAGCCGGGAACUGGAGGACGACGAGGAGGUCCGGGAGGUCGGAGCCGAGCCGGACUCGGAGUACUGCGGGCUUCCCGGAUUCGGGUCCCCGGCUGAGCCCCGCACUCUGCGAGCGGAAGGCAGCGAGAGCCAGCGGCUGUCCCCAGUUCGAGUGAGGACGGCGCCGUCCCGCCCUUCCGGGGCCAUGCUCCCCAGCAGCGCCUCGGGGAGACUCUGUGGCCGCUAGUUCGCCAUCAGCGGAAAGAAAGGAACCUGCCUCGAACAUCGGUAACUCUUUCCCGGCUUGCUGUCCGUUGGGAAGCUUUUGACAACCCGGGGAUACCCCAAGAAUCGAUGAAGCCUUAGUUGGAGUGAACAGCAGAAAACAGAGGCUGAGCCGGCACCUGGAGCCAUGUGAGGACCUGGGAGCCCGAGGGGAGCCAAGAUGAUGGUGACCGAACGGACGGCCAGUAGGAGAAGAGCCCUGGUUCCGAGGAGGAGGUGAGGGCUUUCUCGUGCGCCCGCGGAGCGCGGCCUGCUCCAUGAAGUGUGCGAGCGCCUCCCCGCCCAGCUUGCCACUCGAGUUUCUGCCCUCGGCCCGCGGGAUGGAGGGGUCGCGGAGGGGCUGCCUCUUCCGCCCGAGGAGCGGGGGCUGCUGACCGUCGCGGAAGCGGAGGACCUCUGCCCGCCGGGACGAUGAAGGAGGUCGGCUGCUGGUCACCCCAGAUGGUGACGGAUUGGCUGCUGGAGAACGCCAUGCCCGAAUACUGUGAGCCCCUGGGGCACUACACGGGGCAGGAUCUGAUCAGCCUCACGCGGGAGGACUUCGCCAAGCCCCCGCUCUCCCGGGUCUCCUCCGACAACGGGCAGCGCUUGCUGGACAUGAUCGAGACCCUGAAAAUGGAGCACCACCUGGAGGCGCACAAGAACGGGCACGCCAACGGGCACCUGAGCAUCGGCGCCGACGGCCCGGCGCCCGGCGGCAAGGCCAAGCACAACGGCGUGCCCAACGGCUACCAGGGCGGCCUGGAGAUGAUCCAGAUCCCCAUGCCCGAACCCGAGCGCUCCCAGUACCCCCGCGAGUGGGGCAAGACUCUGCUGGCCUUCCUGUACGCCCUCUGCUGCUUCGUGCUCACCACGGUCACCAUCUCGUUCGUCCACGAGCGGGUGCCCCCCAAGGAGACGCAGGCGCCCCUGCCGGACACCUUUUUUGACCAUUUUAACCGGGUGCAGUGGGCCUUCUCCAUCUGCGAAAUCAACGGCUUGAUCCUUGUAGGCCUCUGGUUCAUUCAGUGGUUGCUUCUCAAAUACAAGUCCAUCAUUAGCCGAAGAUUUUUCUUCUUAGUUGGCACGCUGUACCUGUACCGGUGUAUCACCAUGUAUGUAACCACCCUUCCAGUACCCAGCAUGCAUUUCAACUGUUCUCCGAAGCUUUUUGGAGACUGGGAAGCUCAUCUACGGAGGAUCAUGAAGAUGCUAGCUGGGGGCGGCCUGUCCAUCACAGGCUCCCACAAUAUGUGUGGAGACUAUCUCUACAGUGGGCAUACAGUCAUGUUAACCUUGACUUACUUAUUUAUCAAAGAGUAUUCCCCUCGGCGACUCUGGUGGUACCAUUGGCUCUGCUGGAUUCUUAGCUUCUCCGGGGUCUUCUGUAUUCUCUUGGCUCAUGAACACUACACUGUGGAUGUCGUGGUGGCUUACUACAUCACUACCAGACUUUUCUGGUGGUAUCAUACAAUGGCUAAUCAGCAAGUGCUAAAAGAAGCUUCCCAAAUGAACCUCCUGGCGAGAGUGUGGUGGUAUAAGCCCUUCCAGUACUUUGAAAAGAAUGUCCAAGGAAUUGUACCUCGAUCUUAUCACUGGCCUUUCCCCUGGCCCGUGGUCCACCUCAGUAGACAAGUGAAAUAUAGUCGAUUGGUGAAUAAUACAUAACAGCUGUGCAAAGUCGGGGAAGAGGAGCUGUCCAAAGUACUGAAGUCUCCGCGAGAGAAAUCGCCAUAAAAUCAAGCCUCCCUAAUCCUUUGAUCUUUCAACAGUUACCUUGACUUAAUCUAGUGAGUUACCUGGUCAGCACUGUGAUCUUUUUUUUUCUCUCCAAAGGACCUGCGUUGGACAACAAUAAAGAGAACUUAACUUAUCAUGCACUGUAUGCAUUUCUUGUGGAUAGGUUGGGGAUUUACAUAACCCAUGACCAUGCUCCUUUGUAUAUGAUGCGGCAGCAUAAACAUAAGCUUUUAUAUCCUCAGUUCUGGUCUUUCCAGCCCCGCCUGGAAAUAAAGCGUAUUAUUUUCUUGGGAAAACAUACUUUUCAUAUCUCUUUGCCCCAAAGAUUGGGCUGUAAGCCAUUUUCUAGCAAACGUCUAUAUGAAGGUUUCUAAGCACCUGAACGGAAUUCCAUUCAGAGCUCUUUCUACCUGUUGCGCUGAUAGUCAAAUGGAAAAAAAAAAGGUAGAUGUGGAAAAGUUUGGUAACUUUUGGUUUUGUAAAAAUCAGCAGUGAUGGUGUCAAAAAAAAAAAGUGCAAAAAAAAAAAUAAAACCACAGAUUCUGUUGUAAAGUGAUUUUCUAAGUAUUUCCUAACUUUAUUUUUCAAGAUGACUAUGAAAUCUAAAUUUAAAGAUUUUUACAUGUCAGAGAGAGGAGAGUGAAUACUUCAAAGUGCUUCUUGGCAGAAAGAUUUGUCCAUGUUUCUAGUGCCUUUCUUGUCUUGAUUGUAUGGUCAGUAGGUGAUCUUAAAUGUUUUUAUUUGAAAUAAAAGUAUUCCACAAAGCCA